Coregonus clupeaformis (lake whitefish) is the source of this 802-nucleotide messenger RNA. RefSeq names its product voltage-dependent calcium channel subunit alpha-2/delta-4-like. Gene Ontology annotation, cellular component: voltage-gated calcium channel complex. Gene Ontology annotation, molecular function: voltage-gated calcium channel activity. Lineage: Eukaryota; Metazoa; Chordata; Actinopteri; Salmoniformes; Salmonidae. The record is from RefSeq and is a predicted model, not a curated record.
GUGGGGAGGUUCUUUGGAGAAGUUGACGGCUCAGUGAUGGCACGCCUUAUCAAGAUGGGCAUGUUCAAAAGGGUAUCUUUAUUCGACUAUCAGGCCAUGUGUAAGAUGGGAGGACAUUCUGCCAGCAGCGCCAGACCCCUUCUUAAUCCCUUCUAUGGUCUGGCGGCUGCUCUAAAAUGGUUCCUCACCAACUUCCUACUAUUUUUACUGGAGUUCAACAUAUGCGGACUCUGGCACUCCGACCACUUUGCUGAAGCCAAGCCCGGCUUCAAAGCGUCGGCCCAGAAGAAGAAGGGAGACAUCCUGCAGCCGUGUGACACGGAGUACCCCAGCUUUCUGUACGAGCCCUCCAUCAAGGAGACCAACAGCCUCAUCAAGUGUGGACGCUGUCAGAAGAUGUUUGUAACCCAGGUGGUCCCUGACAGUAACCUGCUGAUGUUGGUGAUACAGGCAGACUGUGACUGUUCCCGUCAGUACCCUCCUAUCACCAUGGAACCCAAGGAAGUGAAAUAUAUCCUUUAACUUACUGGUUCACUCUCACAAGCCCUCUUCCUGACACAGACAGUGAUUGAAAGAGGUAUAAUGGUGUUGUGGAAGUGGGAUUUGAGAUCUAUGAAUAAGCAGUUCCAGUCAUAUAUCAGACAAAUCACUUAUCUUAUUAUGUUCUCUUUCAUUUAAACCAGUUAGGAAUUGCUGUUUUACACUGUGGGGAGCAGUCUCUUCUUAAACUCUUCUCCUUGACACAUUGAAUCACAUUAAAUCUCUCAUAAAUCAAAUUGAUAUCCCACAUCAAUGUUCAAUC